Messenger RNA from Microthlaspi erraticum, 471 nucleotides. Lineage: Eukaryota; Viridiplantae; Streptophyta; Magnoliopsida; Brassicales; Brassicaceae. The record is from the annotation of a GenBank genome assembly.
AUGGAUUCUCCUGAUAUUUGGACGUAUAACAUUCUGUUAGGUGGUCUCUGUGACAACGGGGAGCUAGAGAGAGCGUUGGUGAUAUUUGAAGAUAUGCAAAAGAAGGAAAUGGGUCUUGAUAUCGUCACGUAUACUACUAUUAUCCAGGGGAUGUGCAAGGCUGGUAUGGUUGAAGAAGCUUGGGGUUUGUUUUGUAGCCUCGGCGUCAAAGGAGUGAAGCCUGACGUUGUGACAUACACUACGAUGAUGUUAGGCUUGUUUAGGAAAGGGCUACAUGGUGAAAUAGAUUCGUUGUAUAUGAAAAUGAAAAGGGACGGGCUUAUGCUGAAUGACGGCACGUUGUGUCUUAGUGAUGGUGACAUAACUGCGUCAGCUGAACUUAUCAAAGAAAUGUUGAGCUGUGGCAAUGCACCGUCUUUACUCAGAGGCAGAGAAUCUAAGGGAUGCAGCAAAGUUGUGUCUAUCUUGUGA